This is a messenger RNA of Ornithodoros turicata, 1598 nucleotides long. RefSeq names its product pleiotropic regulator 1-like (gene Tango4). Gene Ontology annotation, biological process: mRNA splicing, via spliceosome. The coding region runs from base 127 to 1545 and encodes 472 amino acids. Gene Ontology annotation, molecular function: protein binding. NCBI's taxonomy places the organism in Eukaryota, Metazoa, Arthropoda, Arachnida, Ixodida, Argasidae. Gene Ontology annotation, cellular component: Prp19 complex; precatalytic spliceosome; catalytic step 2 spliceosome. The transcript is spliced from 12 exons. The record is from RefSeq and is a predicted model, not a curated record.
UCUGGCGACAAUGUACAAAACAACAUGGCUGCUAGUGUGGGAUUUUGGUAUUCGCAUGGUUCUUCGUUCUUCGUGUACUUCGUUGUAAAAUUGUUGUGUACUUCGUUGUAAAACUAGGCACAAAACAUGGAAGACGUCCAGAAGCACUCGGUUCACACUCUGGUCUUCCGUUCUCUCAAGCGAACUCAUGACAUGUUCUUGUCAGACCAAGCAAAUCCUCCACCCCAAGAUGAACAAAGUGAAAAGUUCAAGGUGGCGAUUAAAACGAAAGAUGAGUAUGGUUUGGUGGCACAUCUUGUGAAGGCUAACCCACAAAUACACAGAGCAAUGACAGAGAAAAUUCACAUAGAUGAUGACCCCUUCAAAGGCAAAGAUAAUCGGAUGGUUGAUACCAUGUACUCUGGGAUGGACAUCGUCCCUGUGUACGACGAUGAUGCUCCUCCACCAGGUGUGGACGACUAUCCACUACCAAAGCCGACACCUCCACAGUCGCAGGCACUGGUGCUUGCCGGUCACCAACAAUUGGCCAUAGCGCAGAAAAAGCCAGCGACUAUACCAAAACCACAGUGGCACCCUCCAUGGAAGCUGUACAGGGUGAUCAGUGGACAUACUGGCUGGGUUCGGUGCAUCGCUGUUGAGCCUGGAAAUGAGUGGUUUUGCACAGGAUCAAAUGAUCGGAUUAUUAAGAUAUGGGACUUGGCCAGUGGCAAACUGAAGCUCUCUCUUACUGGGCAUAUUAGUGGUGUCCGAGGCUUGGCAGUGAGCUCACGGCAACCGUACCUCUUCUCAUGUGGUGAAGAUAAACAGGUCAAGUGCUGGGACUUGGAAUAUAAUAAGGUGAUACGGCACUACCAUGGCCAUCUGAGUGGAGUAUAUAGCUUGGCUCUUCAUCCCACCAUCGACAUUCUUGUGUCAGGUGGUCGAGAUGCAACCUGCAGGGUUUGGGACAUGCGGACAAAGGCCAAUAUCCACACGUUGGCGGGACACACUAAUACUGUUGCUACAGUGCAGACACAAGCCACGGAGCCGCAGGUGAUUACAGGCAGUCACGACUGCACCAUACGGCUCUGGGACCUUGUAGCAGGACGGUCGCGAGUAACCCUCACUCAUCACAAAAAGAGCGUCCGGGCUCUAGUGUUCCACCCUAAACAGUAUACGUUUGCAUCUGGGGCUCCAGAUAACAUCAAACAAUGGAAAUGUCCCGACGGCAAAUUUAUUCAGAACUUGCAGGGACACAAUGCUAUUGUCAACUGUCUUGGCAUCAAUGAAGAUGGCGUUCUUGUUUCUGGAGGUGACAACGGAACACUGUUCUUGUGGGAUUGGCGCACCGGGUACAACUUCCAACGUCUUCAGGCUCCCGUGCAGCCUGGCUCCAUUGACAGUGAAGCUGGUAUCUUCGCCUGCUUGUUUGAUAUGAGUGGCAGCAGACUCAUCACCGCUGAAGCCGACAAGACAGUCAAAAUCUUCAGGGAGGACGACACAGCGACUGAAGAAAGCCAUCCUGUCAACUGGAAGCCAGACAUACUGAAACGUCGCAGGUUUUGAUCCUCACGGACCCUGUACAGAAUCAUUGUUUUAAUAAACACAGAUCGCACAUA